AAUUCCCCUCAAAUCUUAAAAGGGUUUGUAUUUUCUUUGGUAAACUUGAAAGAGAAACAUUGCAAUUGCAUUUUCAUUUACCCAAUAUUAAUUGUCGAGAGCCCACCCCCUUCCCUUCUCUCUGACAUCGUAACUCUCUCCUCUCCAUCGAUCUCGCUCCAUCUGCUCGCCGUCGCUCUAUAUGCUCGUCAUCGCCGUCGAUUCGUCUGCUCGUCGUCACCGUCGCCCAUCUGCUUUCCGUCACCGUCGAAGUGCCCCGCCAUUCAAAAUCUGAAAUCCCCAAUACAGGGUGCUUUGCGGCAUUUCGUUCUCCAAAACUUUAGAUCACAUAAAUCAGUAGUUGUCAAGUCCAUAAGAGAAGCAAGAAAUCGGAAAGCAAGGCUUCGACUAAAACCAAAUAAUGUCAAAUUAAUUCAAGAUUGGAAGACUUUCCUUGCAAAGUGACAAAAGUGAAACAUUCAGAGAGAUGAAGUCUAAGCAACUCCGCACACAUGUAGUCGCAAGGGAUAUGGUAGGUUGGCCGAGGAUUUGAAAAGAAAAAGUGUAGACCCUUCUCUAGUUUCUAGAGGUGAUGUUUGGAUUGCAGCACAUACUAAAAAGGGUGGUGGACCAUCCAAUUUGCUUGCUGCAGAGACUAUUGAAAAAAAUUAAGCAAUAUGGAAAUGGAUCAUCAUCUGGUUUUCGAGGUGACGUUCUUUCCAAAGUUUUUGGUGCUGAGCGACAUGGUCGUGCAAGAGGAGUUGGAGGUGGUGUUCCUCCUACAAAGCUUGGAAUAUUUUCACAACAAAAAUUGCGUAAUCACCAAAUGGAUGAAAAGGUGCACAAUUUAACUAAUCAGGUCAGAGCACUGACAGAAUUGGUGCAUCUUUUUAUGAAAAAUCAGGGUAAUGAUCUACCAAGUGAGGCAUCUCCUGACACACAGGUUGCAGCUCCUGAGGCACAUGUUGAUACUGUCGCAAGAACUGAAACUCGUCUUUCCCAAUGCGCAACAAAUGAAUCGUGGUGGCGAGGUUAUUUCUGAAAACAUUGAAACAUCGUGGUGUGCCAGAUGGUUUGAUUAUAAGACACCUUCCUUUUGGUCCACCAACUUAUUUAUAACUGCUAAAUGGUACGUAGUGUGAUAAUUUUCAAAUAUUUUGAUAUUAAGACAGGUGUAGGACAACAUAGAAAUUCUUAGGGCCUUCAGCAACAAAAUUAUGAAAAAGUGAGUGAGAUACAAUUAAAAAAAUGAAAGAGAAGGAUCAUGAUUCAUGAUCUAAAGGUUUGAAUAGGGUAGAAAGGAUUUAGUUUCGUUGUUAAAAUCGAUUUGUGAGUCUAUUGUUAUUGUAUUGUCAAUUUGUUUAUUUACUUGAACUUCCUAGUAUCAAUUUGGUUCGAUAUAUCUAGCACCACCAUAGAUAUAUCUAGUAUCAAUUUGGUUAGAUAUUGUCAAUUUGUUAUUUUAUUGUCAACUAUAGAAUGUGCAUCAGUUGUAAAAGGAACAAAACAAUUCAGAUUUUUUGUUUAUGUCCAAACUUAGAAUUGUAUUGUAAUUGACAAUUUCUACUAAUUAAUCCAAGUAUUUGGAGUUUAAUAUGUUUA
Messenger RNA from Malus domestica (apple), 1581 nucleotides. RefSeq lists its product as uncharacterized. The record is from RefSeq and is a predicted model, not a curated record. Lineage: Eukaryota; Viridiplantae; Streptophyta; Magnoliopsida; Rosales; Rosaceae.